Messenger RNA from Leucoraja erinaceus (little skate), 171 nucleotides. RefSeq lists its product as uncharacterized. Lineage: Eukaryota; Metazoa; Chordata; Chondrichthyes; Rajiformes; Rajidae. The record is from RefSeq and is a predicted model, not a curated record. The transcript has 3 exons. The annotation marks the transcript as partial.
AUGACGGUCAAGCAGUAUGUUGCGGUGUACUCCUUGUUGGAUGAUCAGGCUUGCCAGGAGCUCCCUCCUUCCUCCCCCCCUCCCUCUCCCCCGCCCUCUCUGCCCCCCCACCUCCUCUCUUCCUUUCCCCUCGCCCCUUUCCAUCCUCCCUCCCCCCCUCCCUGCCCCUCC